AACGACGUAGCAACUUAACUGCGUGGUUUAAUAAUUGUUCAAACAAACGAUUCUAAUUCAAGAAGCAACCGGAUUAUGACGUAACAAUUAAUAACAAAGAACGAAAUUCGAAACUUCCAGCGUUGUCAACGAUUGGAAAAAAUAUGUUCAGAAAAUAAUCAACCCAACCCAAAGAACCAACCGCCCCUGUUUAAGGUGUCAACUAACUAUGAGUUUAUCUUGUGAAGAAACAUGUGUUGUGGAACGAACAUUGCGUGCUAAGAAAGAUCCGGCGUUGCUUGACGACCCCCGAGUGUUACGAAACUUACUGGAGCUUGAGGACCGCUACCUCGUGUCUACAAGUUACUUCGAAUGCGUGCAGAAAGAUGUUCAACCUUAUAUGAGGAAAGUUGUGGCUACGUGGAUGAUGCAGGUUUGCGAAGAACAGAAAUGUGAGGAUGACGUCUUCCCUCUGUCCAUGAAUUACCUCGAUCGAUUCCUCAGUGUUCAUCCAAUACAUCGAACACAACUACAAUCAUUGGGGUCAGCGUGUAUGCUCAUCGCGUCCAAGGUGAAAGAAACAUUACCGCUGACCACGGAGAAACUGGUGGUCUACACCGACCAUUCGGUGGGACAGGAUGAAUUAUUGAAGUUUGAGUUGCUGUUGUUGAUGCGAUUGAAAUGGGACGUUCUGUCAAUCACUCCCAUCGACUUUGUGGACCAGAUCCUUCACAGGCUACAUAUGGAUGAAAGCACGGUCGCUGUAGCGAAGAAGCAUGCGCAUACGUUCAUUCAUCUUUGUUGUACAGACCACACGUUCUCCGUGUACACCCCCUCAAUGGUCGCUGCAGGCAGUGUAGGGGCGGCCGUCGUGGGUUUGCAAUCUGCAUCCAGAAUAUGGACGUCAAGACAAUUAUUGUUGGAGAAACUACAUGAGAUAACUGGUGUCGAUCUGGACAUACUUCGCGAAUGCCUCGCUCAAGUAGAAACGACAUUACGCGCCAACUUGCUCCAUAUAUCGAACCACCCAAACAAGAGUGCUGAGCACCCCGGCGACGCUACAGCACACCUUGCAGCCGGCUGUAGACAGGUGGACAACACGCCAACAGACGUUGAUAUGGUAUUCUAGUUCAAACAUCGACAUUUUAUAAACUUUUUUACGAAAACUGCCAUCUCACUACUGCCAACUAGCGAUCGUGCUCUCUACUGCCAACUAGCGACCAUGUUUACUACUGCCAGCGAUCGAGCUCAUUACUGCCACCCAGCGACCGUGUAAAUAUUCAUAUACUCCAGAAAUAUGACACUUGCGGAUUCUGUUUCUCGUUAAUGCGGAUGUUUAAUGCGCGGAUGAAUAUUGACGAAGGUUCGCGAGUGAUGACGUAACGAAUGAUGACGUCACAUGCUUCCCUCUUACACCAACCCUGAUGACGUCACCGGGGAUUUCCCAGAUUUUACCCAGCUCUUCAUUUUAUUUUGUAAAUAAUAAACAUUAUGACGUCACACGGAGUCCCAUUGUUUCAUUGUCGUAACGAUAAUGACGUCAUAAUGCGUGUACACCGCGAUUAUUCCUCAAUUCGAAGGGGAACCCCCUACCUCCCGAAAUCAGCAUCUACAUUAUGACGUCACAGUCCGGUCAAUUGUUACGUUACGAUUGAAAACAAUGAUACGUGUGUGACGUCACAAUGAUACCGAAUCUUUCUAUUGUUUCGAAUAAAAGCCGCGUUUUUAUCUUCCCGUCUUUUACGCCUCCCCCCAUUCCUACAAUCAUACCGGAUGUACAGACAAUAAUCAUUCCACUAUGACGUCAUAUUACCGGAACAAUCGUUUUGUCCUUUAUCGAGAUUAUGUUUUCUUACGUUGUGUGUGGUACAAGAUACGUCAUUACCACGUCAUAAUCAAUUGUAAAUUUUAAAAGAGAGUGCUAUUGUAGUUUUUACCACAGAAAUAUUAUAAACAUAUUUUGGAUUUCUGUAAACCACGUGCUUAGUAGCUGCGUAGACGUUUUGGUAAUUUUACAAAAUCCACGAAAAUAUUUGAUUGGCAAUAAAACAACAAACCUUAA
Molecule: messenger RNA, 2041 nt
Organism: Ciona intestinalis (vase tunicate)
Lineage: Eukaryota; Metazoa; Chordata; Ascidiacea; Phlebobranchia; Cionidae
Product: G1/S-specific cyclin-D2-like
Source: RefSeq, a predicted model, not a curated record